AUGGCAGGAGAAAAACCUGAGACAUCAGGGACAUUAUCUGAACUCUUGGACAGAAGAAUGAAGAUUUAUUACCUUUACAUGUCACUGCUGUUACUUUGCCUGGUGACAGCAUUCAUAGUGACAUCCAAGCUGAAAAUAUCCUAUUUCCAAACAAACCCUUCUGAGAAGCAGCCCGAGAUAAGCCGUUCAUGCCAGCCAAUGACUCAUAUAAUGUUCCUGAAGACUCAUAAAACAGGAAGCACGACUGUCCAAAAUAUCUUAUUGAGGUAUGCAGAUCGAAACAACCUCAGUGUUGCUUUGUCUAACUACGGGCCCAUACAUCUGGGUUACCCCAAGCUUUUCUCUGCAAAGUUUGUGAAGCGUUCUGCAACUGGACAAAAAUUUGAUAUUAUGGCUCACCACCUGAGGUUCAAUCUUCCUGAGGUCUCAAAAGUCCUGCAUAGUGACACAUUCUAUUUCUCAAUAAUUCGCCAUCCAGUUUCAGUGAUGGAGUCAGCCUUUAUGUACUGCAAUAAAGAAAGUGAAAUAUUCAGGAAGGUGAAGGACUUGAAUGAAUUUAUGAAGGCUCCGUGGACUUACUAUAAGCCAAACUGGAAGAAUUCUUUUUUUGCUAAAAACUUGCUCUGGUAUGAUUUUGGAUUUGACCACAAUCAUAACGAUGACAAUGAAUAUUUUGAGUCUGUUGUAACACAAAUUGAGAGCAACUUUCAGCUAAUACUCAUCAAUGAAUACUUUGAUGAGUCCAUGAUCCUUCUGAAGGAAACACUCUGCUGGAGUAUGAGUGAUGUUGUUUACUUCAUACUUAACAGCAGGGGAAAAUCUAGUAUCCAGAACCUGACAACACAGACAGUUAAUAUGAUGACAAUGUGGAACUCUUUGGAUUGGAAGCUGUAUUUACACUUCAACAGGACAUUCUGGAGAAGAAUCAGUGAGACAAUUGGAAUAGAAAAGCUAAAGAAAGAAGUACAGUUACUUAGACUGAUGCAAAAAGAACUGUUAAAUACUUGUAUCAAAAAUGGAAUUGCAGUGGAACCUUCUAAAGUUGAAAAUAUAUCCUUUCUCCCUUUUCAGCCUAACAAAUUACAGAUCUUUGGUUAUAACCUUAAAACAGAUUUGAACAUAAGUACCCGCAUACAAUGCCAAAGAAUGGUACUUUCUGAGAAGGUGUUUACACAACAAUUAUAUGCUAGGCAGAAUACCUAGAAACAACAGUAAAUGAUAUAGAAUAUUUAAAAAAAUGCAACCAUCAAAAUCCAAUCCAUGCUUCAGUGUGGGCAUGGACUCAGUUUACACUUUGUGAAAAAAAAAAUAACCAUUGUCUUCUGUAAUACUAUUUAGUGUAUUAAGCUAUUUUACAGAGCUUAAAUCAAAUAUUUCUGUAACCAAGUAGUACUCCAGAAAAUGCCUCUGUUAAGUUCAAACACAAAUUAUAGCAACUGGAGAAUUAGUAGUCUUUAGUGAAUGCAAGAUUUUUAUAAGAUUACCUCAAUUGUUUAUUAGCACUGUUGUUUUUAUUGUGCAGGCAUAAUUAUGGGACUUGCUUAGUUUAAGGUACACAGACACUGGAACUCACAAAGGAAAACCAAAAGGUCAUAAAGUGCUUCACAUGGACAACAGGCUGUUACAGCUUCAGUAGCUUAAACUCACUAUGGAUCCCAACUGUAACAGGUUGUGCCAUCUUUCCUUAUAGGAAAAGCUAUCUCAGAACUCAACAGUAUUUGCCUGGUGCAGUCCUAUAUUGCAACAAAAGUGUGUUCUAUCACCAACUGCAGUCUGUUAGUGUUAAGUGUAUGUAUGCUGUCACCAGACGUUGCUGUAUUUAUCUUAUUGUACUUCAACUAUGCAUUUACUGGAUCUAUAUUUAAAGAUCAAAUGGACACAACAUCAAAUCCCAGUUCACUGAGACCAGAGCAUUGAAGAAUUCAAUUGUCGAAAGACAACUUGUUUGAAUCUCACCAUAACAAUUUGCAGUAGUUGGCCAACAGCUCAGAAAUCUGUAUGUUAAGUCAGAAUCAAUACAAAUAUUUACCACCAUCGUGUUAUACAUACCAAAAGAAAUAGGGAAGAUGUUACUAUCUCAGCUGUAGGCCAACUACUGUGAUUUGAUGAGGUGAGAUUCAAACAAGUUGGCUUUCAACAAUUGCAUUCUUCGAUGCUGUGGUCUCAAUGAACUGGGAUUCAAUGUUCUGGCUGUUCAAUCUUUUAAUAAAGAUCUGUAUUUACUUACCAUACAAAGUUUUAUGCAGCCACAUUCUUUUGAUUCAGAGAAGCAUAAAUUCAAAAAGAUGUGUACGGAAGCAAUACUCUGACAGACUUGGAGCAGAAUUUUGAGCUUAAAUUUAAAGACUAUUAAAAACAAAAACACAAAUUUCAGUAACAUUCUCUCUCAACUUCUUAGUGUUCUUAGUGCAAGAAAGCUGGGCAAAGUCUAAAAUAAUGGGUUGACAAAAGCUCAAAAAUAG
This is a messenger RNA of Protopterus annectens (West African lungfish), 2462 nucleotides long. Its product is annotated as galactose-3-O-sulfotransferase 2-like. Gene Ontology annotation, molecular function: galactosylceramide sulfotransferase activity. Gene Ontology annotation, cellular component: membrane. Lineage: Eukaryota; Metazoa; Chordata; Ceratodontiformes; Protopteridae. Bases 1 to 1203 code for a protein of 400 amino acids. The record is from RefSeq and is a predicted model, not a curated record. Gene Ontology annotation, biological process: glycoprotein biosynthetic process; glycolipid biosynthetic process. The transcript has 4 exons.